GGACCCAGAGGGGAAGUGGUAACAGGGACGGAAGGACCUCCUCACACUCACUCAUCUGUGACAAGUGCAAAUGCAAGAAAAACCUGGCUGAGGGCAGCAGCUCAACGGGACCUCCGGACAGGACCCAGGACCAGGACUUGGGGGUGAACAAAAACCAGCUCCCAGGGUCCAGCCACCAGCAAACCGGAGCCCUCUGGACCAGCCAGUGGACACAGAAGGGCCCCCACCCAUGGAGUUCUGCCUGGACACGGAGGCAGUCAAUGGCUCAAAGAAUGACUUGAAUUUCAACCCCAUGAAGGAUUACAUGGUCCUCAGCCGUCCUCAGCAGGUGGCGAUUGCCGUGCUGUGCACCCUGCUGAGCCUGCUAAGUGCCCUGGAGAACCUGACCGUGCUUUACCUGAUUCUGUCCUCCCGCCGACUCCGCAGGAAGCCCUCAUACCUGUUCAUUGGCAGCUUGGCUAUAGCUGACUUCCUGGCCAGUGUGAUCUUCGCCAGCAACUUUAUCAAUUUCCACGUCUUCCACAGCGUGGAUUCCAAGGCCGUCUUCCUGCUGAAGAUCGGUAGUGUGACCCUGACCUUCACCGCCUCAGUGGGCAGCCUGCUGCUGACCGCCAUUGACCGCUACCUCUGUCUGCGCUACCCACCUGCAUACAAAACUCUACUCACCCAUGGGAGGGCCCUGGCAACCCUGGGCAUCAUGUGGGUCUUGUCAGCUUUGGUCUCCUACCUGCCUCUCAUGGGGUGGACCUGCUGUCCCAGUCCCUGCUCUCAGCUUAUCCCGUUGGUCCCCGACAACUAUAUCCUGGGCUGGCUCCUGCUGGUUGCCAUUCUCUUCUCCGGCAUUAUCUACACCUACGGGCACGUCCUCUGGAAGGCCUAUCAGCAUGCAGUCAACUUGGCCGAGCACCAGGACAGACAGCUGCCAGGGAUGAUCCGUAUGAGGCUGGAUGUGAGGUUGGCCAAGACCCUGGGGCUGCUGCUGGCUGUGUUGGUCCUAUGCUGGUUCCCGGUACUGGCCCUCCUAGCCCACAGCCUGGUGGCCCCGCUGAGUGACCAGGUCAAGAAGGUCUUUGCCUUCUGCUCCUUGCUGUGCCUCGUCAACGCCAUGGUCGACCCUGUCAUCUACGCCCUGCGGAGUCGGGAGAUCCGCUCUUCUGCCCACCAUAGCCUGGCCCGCUGGAAGGGCUACCUGAGAGGCCGUGGUCCUGAAGGAAAGGAAGAAGCCCCCAAGUCCUCCGUCACCGAGACAGAGGCUGACAUGAAAAUCACCUAAGGACCCCAGGUCAGAGGUCCAUUCUGCUCAGAUUGCUGAGGAGGCCUCUUCCCAUUUUUAACCCAAGUCAGAAAUCAUUUUGUUCCCCGGAUGAAGGAGCGCGGUCCUGGCCCUCUCGACCUUUGUAAACCAGCCUCAGGACUUGGAACUGACCCCUUUGUGCUGGGGAGUGCUGGGACUGGUUCCUGGAGGGUGGCCUGGCCGUGUCCACCUGCACAAGUCUGGGGCUUUGUGAAGAGUGACAAAGGCAUCAAAGGCACAGGGCCCAGGACAGGCUCACUUCAUGUCGGGUCAGGAAAACCUUCCCAACAAGUGGCUUAGUGCCUGCAUCCCCCCAGGGACCACAGAAGGAGGGAGCAUCUGGCUCGGCUGGCUCAGAGGGAAUGGGAGGAGGACCGUGUGUCCCGGGGCCUUGGCUAUCAGGUGGGAUGGUCAGCCAGGGCUCGUGUCUGACUGAUCAUCGGGGCCUCCUUUGUUCUGGAAGCAUGAAAGCCCCUCCAUCAGGUCACCCUUUCCCACUGAGGCCCAAGAAGUUGUGAGUUGAUGAGGAUCAAGGGGGUUGACCCACUUCUUGCAGAGACAAAUGACAAGACUUCAGUUCAGGGCAUCCUGUUAGGGUAAAGGCCCUCCUGAGGCCCUGACACCCUUGCUCAUGCCAUGAUUACCCCCAGAUCCCUGGGAGGAGACACAGAUACUUCCAAAAGUCAUACUGAGCCACGGCAUCCACUUGGUGGUGCUAUGAGGAGCAAGCAGUGUUCCAGGGUAACCCAGCUGCAGGGAAAAGGAAGCUAUUCACAGGUUCUCUAAGUCCCAGAGUGUUCUCAGUCCCCACUCAAUGCAGCCCCUUUGCCUGCACCAGACACCUAGAAUGCCCAGCAAGUGGGAGGGGGCAAGGCUGACUUUUCAGUCUAUGAACCACAGCAAGAACUGACCCAGGCUUAGGAGGGUCUGCAGGGACCGUACUUUACGUGUCUGUGAGGCUGGGUUCCCAGCAGACAGGCGUCAGACAGGAGGCAAGAGGAAUUGUUGGCGGCAUGAAGGAUGCAAAGGAAUUCAGGCGCAGUCAUUUGGGACCACAGAUGCAAUAAAAGAAAAUAUAUUGACUAA
This is a messenger RNA of Ictidomys tridecemlineatus (thirteen-lined ground squirrel), 2380 nucleotides long. RefSeq names its product cannabinoid receptor 2 (gene Cnr2). Gene Ontology annotation, biological process: G protein-coupled receptor signaling pathway. Gene Ontology annotation, molecular function: cannabinoid receptor activity. Gene Ontology annotation, cellular component: membrane. The record is from RefSeq and is a predicted model, not a curated record. NCBI's taxonomy places the organism in Eukaryota, Metazoa, Chordata, Mammalia, Rodentia, Sciuridae.